AUGGAAUCGAAUCCCGCCAUCGUCGCCAUCUUUGGUCAACCCCCCGUCAACAUCAAUCUGGCUGCUACUCAGGUUUCUCGCGACAAUGCCGCCGUCCUUGCCAUGCUGUGUCUCGGGGUAGUGGCCGUGAUCCUGCGCUUUAUCACACGGCUCGCUCUGCGCAAUCCCUUCCGGGUGGAUGACUGGUUGAUCCUGGUGUCUCUGGUAUGCAUGAUGGGCAUCGUUGCAGGCGGCACAUUUGGUGCAGGGCGACAUGUCUGGGCAGUCACCUUGCCGGAUUUAACCAGUAUCUUCAAAGAUCUUUCCUUCCGCUUGCCCAUCAUCCUCGGCUUUACCCUUGCACUUUCCUAUCCGAUCAUUGUUUGGGUAGCCAUGGGCAAUUCUUGUCGGCCCGUGUCAUACUUUUGGAACCAGUUCAAUGGCGCCUCGGGGACGUGUAUCAAGACGGAUACCUUCUUUCUCGCAACGGCCAUCAUCAACAUGGUGAACGACAUCGUGGUCCUGGCAGUGCCCUUUCCACAGAUUGCCAAACUGCAGAUGAAUCGUCGGAAGAAGCUGGCAGUCUGUGCAAUUCUAGCAUUGGGGAGUUUCGUAUGUGUGGCCAGUGCAGUGCGGAUAUAUGUCCUCUACCAGUUCACCCAGGCUCGUGAUGUGACCUGGAUGAUGGGGCCAGUGUUCAUCUGGUCGAGCAUCGAGCCAUCCGUGGCCAUCGUCUGCGCGCGUCUCCCACAUCUGGCUCCCUUGGCCCGUUUGGCUCACCUCCAACUCCUCUCCACUCGCGGGGGUAAGAGUGGGCAGCCCACAUCGCCGAGUUUGCCAUGGCGAUCGCGACGUAGUGGGGAUCCAAACGUUGCAACAGUUGGUUCCCGACCGAGUCAGUUGGCCGCGGGGCGAUUCGACCGACCAGGCCUGGAGAGAUCUGAGGACGAAAUUAGGUUGACGAGCAAGGUCACGGCCAGCACAGUGGUGCGCUCCCGGCGCUCGCUCGACUCUGCCCCGGAGGACCGUCUACCUGGCCAGUUCAUUGUAGUGCAGUCCAGUUUCGAACAAUCUGCGUCCAACGCGAAGCAUGGCCAGUGAAGCACGAGGGAUAUGGUUGUUAUGAGGGAUGAGUGGGCUAUCGGGCUAGGGAAUGUAUGGAGAAUGGAGCUUCUGAUAUCAUGGGAUGGAUGCCCAGUAUGGCAGAAGAGCACAUUUUGAUUCAAUAUCAACGAGGCCAUGAAUGUCGGAUAUCCAACUUUGCUCGAUUGAGAUAUUCAGUUACACUAUCCGCUACACAAUUCCGGGGACGGACCGAGU
This is a messenger RNA of Aspergillus sclerotioniger CBS 115572, 1299 nucleotides long. RefSeq lists its product as uncharacterized. The coding region runs from base 1 to 1080 and encodes 359 amino acids. The record is from RefSeq and is a predicted model, not a curated record. Lineage: Eukaryota; Fungi; Ascomycota; Eurotiomycetes; Eurotiales; Aspergillaceae. The transcript is spliced from 4 exons.